Pteropus alecto (black flying fox) is the source of this 9995-nucleotide messenger RNA. Its product is annotated as nesprin-1. Gene Ontology annotation, molecular function: protein binding. The record is from RefSeq and is a predicted model, not a curated record. Gene Ontology annotation, cellular component: membrane. The transcript is spliced from 55 exons. The coding region runs from base 190 to 9252 and encodes 3020 amino acids. Lineage: Eukaryota; Metazoa; Chordata; Mammalia; Chiroptera; Pteropodidae.
CUCGUGCGCGCUGCAGGCAGGCUCGCUCGCUCGCUCGCACCUUUGCACAGUCCACAUCCUGCGUCUCCUCCGCGGCCGCCGCUGCUGCUGUCUGGCACAGCGCUGUGAUAUCAUUGGCCAGCCCCGGAGGAAGAUGAACGCUGCGAGCUGUUUCCUUUUGAUGCUGCUCUGACACACGGGGGUGGGAAAAUGUUUCCUCAGGAGCUGGCUCAGAAAAUCAAGGGCUACCAGGAGCAGAUCGCCUCUUUGAACUCCAAGUGCAAGAUGCUGACGAUGAAAGCCAAGCAUGCCACCAUGCUGCUGACGGUGACCGAGGUGGAGGGGAUGGCGGAGGGGACGGAGGACUUGGACGGGGAGCUCCUCCCAGCGACCUCGGCCCACCCCUCUGUGGUCAUGAUGACUGCAGGUCGCUGUCACACUUUGCUGUCACCUGUCACUGAGGAGUCUGGGGAGGAGGGAACCAGCAGUGAGAUUUCCUCUCCACCUGCCUGUCGUUCCCCUUCACCUGUGGCUAACACAGACGCUUCUGUGAACCAGGAUAUUGCUUAUUACCAAGCCCUGUCUGCUGAGAGGUUGCAGACAGAUGCCGCAAGGAUUCACCCCAGCACGUUGUCAUCCCAGGAGUUCUAUGAGCCAGGACUGGAGCCACCUGCAACUGCUAAGCUGGAUGAUCUGCAGCGUUCUUGGGAAACGUUAAAGAAUGUGAUCAGUGAAAAGCAGCGCACACUCUAUGAAGCUUUGGAACGCCAGCAAAAGUACCAGGACACCCUCCAGUCCAUCUCCACAAAAAUGGAGGCCAUCGAGAUGAAACUCAGUGAGAAUCUAGAGCCUGGCAGGAGUCCAGAAAGCCAGAUGGCUGAACAUCAGGCCCUGAUGGAUGAGAUUCUCAUGCUUCAAGAUGAAAUCAGUGAGCUCCAGUCGUCCCUCGCAAACGAGCUGGUGUCCGGGUCCCCAGAGUCCGACCCUGCGGAGCAGCUGGCCUUGCAGUCCACGCUCACCGUCUUGGCAGAGCGCAUGUCCACCAUCAAGAUGAAAGCAUCCGGAAAGCAACAGCUUUUGGAGGAGAAGUUAAAUGAUCAGCUGGAAGAACAGAGACAGGAGCAGGCCCUGCAGAGGUAUCGCUCUGAAGUCGAUGAGCUGGACCAUUGGCUCUUAAGCACUAAGGCCACUCUGGACCUAGCACUGGGUACGCCUGAGGAGCCCAUGGACAUGGACGCCCAGCUGGUGGACUGCCAGAACAUGCUGGUGGAAAUUGAGCAGAAGGUGGUGGCCUUAUCGGAGCUCUCGGUCCACAAUGACAACCUGCUUCUGGAGGGCAAGGCUCGCAGAAAGGACGAGGCUGAGCAGCUGGCAGCGAAGCUGAGAACCCUCAAGGGGAGCCUCCUGGAGCUGCAGAGAGCACUGCAUGACAAACAGCUCAACAUCCAGCAGGGAACAGCACAAGAGAAGGAGGAGAAUGAUGUUGACCCGACUGCCACUCAGAGCCCUGGUGUCCAGGAAUGGCUGGCCCAAGCUCGCACCACGUGGGCCCACCAGCGACAGAGCAGUCUCCAGCAACAAAAAGAGCUGGAGCAGGAGUUAGCAGAGCAGAAGAGCCUCCUCCGUUCAGUAGCCAGUCGUGGAGAGGAGAUUCUAACCCAGCAGUCAGCUGCAGAGACCUCUGGUGGCGUUGGCGAAAAACCUGAUGUGUUAUCCCAGGAGUUGGGGAUGGAAGGGGAGAAAUCGCCUGCUGAAGACCAGAUGAGAAUGAAGUGGGAAAGCCUACAUCAAGAAUUUAGUACAAAGCAGAAACUACUACAGAAUGUUCUGGAACAGGAACAAGAACAAGUGCUUUACAGCAGGCCCAGUCGGCUCCUGUCUGGUGUGCCACUGUACAAAGGGGAAGGGCAGACCCAAGACAAAUCUGCAGUGACUUCUUUGCUGGAUGGAUUGAACCAGGCCUUUGAGGAAGUUUCCUCCCAGGGUGGAGGGACAAAGAAGCAGAACAUUCACUUGGAACAGAAGUUAUACGAUGGGGUCUCGGCCACCUCUACUUGGUUGGAUGAUGUCGAGGAACGUUUAUUUGUUGCCACAGCACUUUUACCGGAAGAAACAGAAACUUGUCUCUUCAACCAAGAGACUCUUGCCAAAGAUAUUAAGGAAAUGUCUGAAGAAAUGGAUAAGAACAAGAACUUGUUUUCCCAAGCAUUUCCAGAGAAUGGUGAUAACCGUGAUGUUAUUGAAGACACUUUGGGAUGUCUUUUGGGAAGGUUAUCCUUGCUAGACUCAGUAGUGAAUCAGCGAUGUCAUCAGAUGAAGGAAAGACUGCAGCAAAUACUAAAUUUCCAGAAUGAUCUGAAGGUGCUGUUUACAUCACUGGCCGACAACAAAUAUAUCAUUCUGCAAAAACUGGCAAAUGUGUUUGAAAAGCCUGUGGCAGAGCAAAUAGAGGCGAUACAACAGGCUGAAGAUGGGCUAAAGGAAUUGGAUGCAGGAAUCACUGAAUUAAAAAAGCGUGGUGACAAGUUGCAGGUUGAGCAGCCGUCCAUGCAAGAACUCUCCAAACUCCAGGACAUGUAUGACGAACUGCUGAUGACCAUUGGCUCUCGGCGGAGUGGGCUGAACCAGAAUCUUGCACUCAAGAGUCAGUACGAAAGGGCCAUGCAAGAUCUGGCCGACCUGCUAGAAACUGGACGAGAGAAGAUGGCAGGCAACCAGAAACUGAUCGUGUCUUCCAAAGAGGAAAUCCAACAGCUACUUGACAAACAUAAGGAAUACUUUCAGGGCCUGGAAUCUCAUAUGAUUUUGACCGAAACACUCUUCAGAAAGAUAAUCAGCUUUGCAGCCCAACAGGAAACCCAGUUCCACACAGAAAUGAUGGCGCAGGCGUCAGCCGUACUGAAAGGAGCUCACAGGAGGGGUGUGGAGCUGGAGUACAUUCUAGAGACGUGGUCCCAUCUGGAUGACGACCACCGGGAGCUCAGCAGACAGCUGGAGGUGGUGGAAGCCAACAUCCCCAGUGUGGGUUUGGUGGAGGAGAGUGAGGACAGGCUCAUCGAUCGGAUAACGCUCUACCAGCAUUUGAAAUCCGGCCUUAACGAACACCAGCCCAAAUUAUAUCAGGUGUUAGAUGAUGGGAAACGUCUUUUGAUAUCCAUCAGCUGCUCAGAUCUAGAAAGCCAGCUAAAUCAACUCGGAGAACACUGGUUAAAUAAUACCAACAAGGUGUCUAAGGAGCUUCACAGAUUGGAAACAAUAUUGAAACACUGGACCAGAUAUCAAAGUGAAUCUGCAGCUCUAAUUCACUGGUUACAGUCUGCAAAAGACAGGCUAGAAUUUUGGACUCAGCAAUCUGUGACGGUCCCACAAGAACUGGAAAUGGUCCGUGAUCAUUUGAAUGCUUUCCUGGAGUUUUCCAAGGAAGUGGAAGCCAAAUCUCCCCUGAAGUCAUCCGUUCUGAGCACUGGAAACCAGCUUCUCCGAUUGAAGAAAGUGGACACAGCUGCCCUGCGUUCUGAGCUGUCACACGUGGAUAGCCAGUGGACUGACCUGCUGACCAAUAUUCCAGCUGUGCAGGAAAAGCUCCACCAGCUCCAAAUGGACAAGCUACCUUCUCGCCAUGCCAUUUCUGAAGUCAUGACUUGGAUUUCUCUCAUGGAAAAUGUCAUUCAAAAGGAUGAAGAGGAUAUAAAAAACUCCGUAGGUUACAAGGCAAUUCAUGAAUACCUUCAGAAAUAUAAGGGUUUUAAGAUAGACAUUAACUGUAAACAGUUGACAGUUGAUUUUGUGAACCAGUCUGUGCUACAAAUCACCAGUCAGGAUGUGGAAAGUAAACGCAGUGAUAAGACUGAUUUUGCUGAGCAACUAGGAGCAAUGAAUAAAAGUUGGCAAAUUCUGCAGAGUCUAGUAGCUGAGAAGAUUCAGCUGUUGGAAGGCUUAUUGGAAUCUUGGUCGGAAUACGAAAAUAAUGUACAGUGUAUGAAAACUUGGUUUGAAAUCCAGGAAAAGAGAUUAAAACAGCAACAUCGAAUUGGAGAUCAGGCUUCAGUUCAGAAUGCAAUGAAAGAUUGUCAGGACAUGGAAGAUUUGAUUAAAGCAAAAGAAAAAGAGGUAGAGAAAAUUGAACAGAAUGGACUUGCUUUGAUUCAGAACAAGAAAGAAGAAGCGUCUGGCGUUGUCAAGAGCACACUGCAGGAGCUCAACCAAACCUGGGCACAUUUAGACCACAUGGUCGGACAGUUAAAGACACUAUUGAAGUCAGUGCAUGACCAAUGGAACAGUCACAAAGUGGCCUCUGAUGAGAUAAACAGUUACCUCAUGGAGGCUAGAUACUCUCUUUCUAGAUUCCGUCUGCUGACUGGCUCUUUAGAAGCUGUGCAAGUUCAGGUAGACAAUCUUCAGAAUCUUCAAGAUGAUCUAGAAAAACAGGAAAAGAGCUUACAGAAAUUUGGCUCUAUCACCAACCAACUAUUAAAAGAGUGUCACCCACCUGUGACAGAAACUCUUACCAAUACAUUAAAGGAAGUUAAUAUGAGGUGGAAUAACUUGCUGGAAGAGAUCGCUGAGCAGCUGCACUCCAGCAAGGCCCUCCUGCAGCUCUGGCAACGGUACAAGGAGUACUCCCAACAGUGUGCUUCAACCAUUCAGCAGCAGGAGGAUCGAACCAAUGAACUCUUAAAGGCAGCCACUAACAAGGACAUUGCUGAUGACGAAGUCGCUACAUGGAUUCAAGAUUGCGAUGACCUCCUCAAAGGACUGGGGACAGUGAAGGAUUCCCUUUUUGUUCUCCAUGAGCUGGGAGAGCAACUCAAGCAACAAGUGGAUGCUUCAGCAGCCUCAGCCAUUCAAUCAGAUCAACUCUCUUUGAGUCAACACUUAUGCAUCCUAGAACAGGCUCUUUGCAAACAGCAGACUAUGUUACAGACGGGCGUCCUCGACUAUGAAACCUUUACCAAGAGUUUGGAAGCUUUGGAGGCCUGGAUCGUAGAAGCUGAAGAAACGCUGCAAGUUCAGGACCCCAGCCCCUCGUGCGACCUCUCAACCAUCCAGGAAAGGAUGGAAGAACUUAAGGGGCAGAUGUUAAAAUUCAGCAGCUUGGCCCCAGAUUUAGACCGUCUGAAUGAACUUGGCUACAGGCUGCCCCUGAACGAUAAAGAAAUCAAGAGGAUGCAGAGUCUGAACCGGCACUGGUCUCUGAUCUCCUCUCAAACUACAGAAAGAUUCAGUAAGUUGCAGUCAUUUUUGCUACAACAUCAGACUUUCUUGGAAAAAUGUGAAACAUGGAUGGAGUUCUUGAUUCAAACAGAGCAAAAGUUAGCAGUAGAGAUUUCAGGAAAUUAUCAGCAUCUUUUGGAGCAGCAGAGAGCACAUGAGUUGUUUCAAGCAGAGAUGUUCAGUCGUCAACAAAUUUUGCACUCGAUCAUUACUGACGGCCAGCGUCUUCUGGAACAAGGUCAAGUUGAUGACAGAGAUGAGUUCAACCUGAAGUUGACACUUCUCAGUAAUCAAUGGCAGGGAGUGAUUCGCAGGGCCCAGCAAAGGAGAGGCAUCAUCGACAGCCAGAUUCGCCAGUGGCAACGCUACAGGGAGAUGGCAGAAAAGCUUCGUAAAUGGUUGGCUGAAGUGUCCUAUCUACCCACGAGUGGUCUCGGAAGUGUCCCAAUACCACUGCAGCAAGCGAGGACCCUCUUCGAUGAAGUACAGUUCAAAGAAAAAGUGUUCCUGCGACAACAAGGCAGCUACAUCCUGACGGUGGAGGCUGGCAAGCAGCUCCUGAUCUCUGCCGACAGCGGAGCUGAGGCCGCCUUGCAGGCUGAACUCACGGGAAUCCAAGAGAAAUGGAAAUCGGCCAGCGCGCGUCUGGAGGAGCAGAAGAAGAAACUGUCCUUCUUGUUGAAAGACUGGGAAAAAUGUGAGAAUGGAAUAGCCGAAUCUCUGGAGAAACUACGAACUUUCAAAAAGAAACUUUCCCAGCCCCUACCGGAUCAUCACGAAGAGCUCCAUGCGGAGCAAAUGCGUUGCAAGGAAUUGGAAAAUGCAGUGGGGAGCUGGACAGAUGACUUGGCACAGCUGACACUACUGAAGGACACCCUCUGUACCUACAUCAGUGCCGAUGAUAUCUCCAUCCUGAACGAACGCGUGGAGCUUCUGCAGAGGCAGUGGGAAGAACUAUGCCAUCAGCUCUCCCUAAGGCGGCAGCAAGUAAGCGAGAGGUUGAAUGAAUGGGCAGUCUUCAGUGAGAAGAACAAGGAGCUUUGCGAAUGGUUGACUCAGAUGGAAAGCAAAGUUUCCCAAAAUGGAGACAUUCUCAUUGAAGAAAUGAUAGAGAAGCUCAAGAAGGAUUAUCAAGAAGAAAUUGCUAUUGCCCAAGAGAACAAAAUCCAGCUUCAACAAAUGGGAGAGCGACUUGCUAGAGCCAGCCAUGAAAGCAAAGCCUCUGAGAUCGAAUACAAGCUCGGAAAGGUCAACGACCGGUGGCAGCAUCUCCUGGAUCUCAUGGCAGCCAGGGUGAAGAAGCUAAAGGAGACUCUGGUCGCUGUGCAGCAGCUGGAUAAGAACAUGAGCAGCCUGCGGACGUGGCUGGCUCUCAUCGAGUCAGAGCUGGCCAAGCCGAUAGUCUAUGAUUCCUGUGACUCGGAGGAAAUACAGAGAAAGCUUAACGAGCAGCAGGAGCUUCAGAGAGACAUAGAGAAACACAGCACAGGUGUCGCCUCCGUCCUCAACCUCUGCGAGGUUCUGCUGCAUGAUUGUGACGCUUGUGCCACAGACGCCGAGUGCGAUUCCAUCCAGCAGGCUACGCGAAACCUGGAUCGGCGGUGGAGAAAUAUCUGCGCCAUGUCCAUGGAAAGAAGGCUCAAAAUUGAAGAGACAUGGAGAUUGUGGCAGAAGUUUCUGGAUGACUAUUCCCGUUUUGAAGAUUGGCUCAAGAAUUCAGAAAGGACAGCUGCCUUCCCCAGCUCUUCUGGGGUACUCUAUACAGUUGCCAAGGAAGAACUAAAGAAAUUUGAGGCUUUCCAGCGACAGGUGCACGAGAGCCUGACCCAGCUGGAACUCAUCAACAAGCAGUACCGCCGCCUCGCCAGAGAGAACCGCACCGAUUCUGCCUGUAGCCUAAAGCAGAUGGUUCACGAAGGAAACCAGCGAUGGGACAAUCUGCAAAAGCGUGUCACCUCCAUCUUACGCAGACUCAAGCAUUUCAUCGGCCAGCGUGAGGAGUUUGAGACAGCACGGGACAGCAUUCUGGUGUGGCUGACAGAGAUGGACUUGCAGCUCACUAAUAUUGAGCAUUUUUCUGAGUGUGAUGUUCAAGCCAAAAUAAAGCAACUCAAGGCCUUCCAGCAGGAGAUCGCGCUGAACCACGGUAAGAUUGACCAGAUAAUCGCCCAGGGUGAGCAGCUGAUAGAGAAGAGUGAGCCUCUGGAUGCGGCGGUCAUCCAGGAGGAGCUGGACGAGCUGCGGCGCUACUGCCAGGAGGUGUUCGGGCGCGUGGAGCGGUACCAUAAGAAGCUGACUCGCCUGCCUCUCCCAGAUGAUGAGCACGACCUCUCUGACCGGGAGCUGGAGCUGGAUGACUCUGCAGCUCUCUCGGACCUCCACUGGCAUGACACCUCUGCGGACAGUGUGCUUUCCCCCCAGCCUUCCUCCAACCCCUCCCUCUCACUUGCCCAGCCCCUUCGGAGCGAGCGGUCAGGACGAGACACCCCUGCCAGUGUGGACUCCAUCCCCCUGGAGUGGGACCAUGACUAUGACCUCAGUCGUGACCUGGAGUCUGCCGUGUCCAGAACUCUGCCCUCUGAGGAUGAAGAGGGCCAGGAAGACAAAGAUUUCUACCCCAGGGGAGCUGUUGGCUUAUCAGGGGAUCCCAGCUCCUUAGAGUCAAAGAUCCGACAACUGGACAAGGCCCUGGAUGACAGCCGCUUUCAGAUGCAGCAAACUGAAAACAUCAUCCGCAGCAAAACUCCUACAGGACCAGAGCUGGACGCCAGCUACAGAGGCUACAUGAAACUGCUGGCUGAAUGCAGCGGCAGUAUCGACUCAGUGAAGAGGCUGGAGCACAAACUGAAGGAGGAAGAAGAGAAUUUUCCCGGCUUUGUUAACCUGAAUAGCACGGAAACCCAAACAGCUGGUGUGAUUGACCGAUGGGAGCUCAUACAGGCUCAGGCCCUGAGCAAGGAGCUGAGAAUGAAACAGAACCUCCAGAAGUGGCAGCAGUUCAACUCCGACCUCAACAACAUCUGGACCUGGCUCGGGGACACGGAGGAGGAACUGGAGCAGCUACAGCGCCUGGCGCUCAGCACUGACAUCCCGUCCAUCGAGCUGCAAAUAAAAAAGCUCAAGGAGCUCCAGAAAGCCGUGGACCAUCGCAAAGCCAUCAUCCUCUCCAUCAACCUGUGCAGCUCUGAGUUCACCCAGACCGGUGGUGAGGAGAGCCGGGAUCUGCAGGAUCGCUUGUCCCAGAUGAACGCACGCUGGGACAGGGUGUGCUCAUUGCUGGAGGACUGGCGGGGGCUGCUCCAGGAUGCACUGAUGCAGUGUCAGGAUUUUCAUGAAAUGAGUCAUGGUUUGCUUCUUAUGCUGGAGAACAUUGACAGAAGGAAAAAUGAAAUUGUUCCUUUUGAUUCUAAUCUCGACACAGAGAUACUUCAGGACCAUCACAAACAGCUCAUGCAAAUAAAGCGUGAGCUAUUGGAAUCCCAACUCAAAGUGGCCUCGCUACAAGACAUGUCUUGCCAAUUGUUGGUGAAUGCUGAAGGCACAGACUGUUUAGAAGCCAAAGAAAAAGUCCAUGUGAUUGGAAAUCGGCUCAAACUUCUCUUGAAGGAAGUCAGUCAUCACAUCAAGGAGCUGGAGAAGUCAUUAGACCUGUCAAGCAGUCAGCAGGAUUUGUCUUCCUGGGCUUCUGCUGAUGAACUGGACACCUCAGAAUCUGUGAGUCCUACGUCAGGAAGAAGCAGCCCAAACAGACAGAGAACGCCACGAGGCAAAUGUAGUCUCUCACAGCCUGGACCCUCUGUCAACAGUCCACAUAGCAGGUCCAUAAAAGGUGGCUCCGAUUCCUCCCUUUCUGAGCCUCAGCCCGCUCAGUCCAGCCGAGGUUUCCUGUUCAGAGUGCUCCGAGCGGCUCUUCCCCUCCAGCUUCUCCUGCUGCUCCUCAUCGGGCUUGCCUGCCUUGUACCAAUGUCGGAGGAAGACUACAGCUGUGCCCUCUCCAACAAUUUCGCCCGGUCAUUCCACCCCAUGCUCAGAUACACAAAUGGCCCUCCUCCCCUCUGAACCAAGCGGAUGCUAUCUGCAGCAGUGCUGGCAGCGUAAUGGAGGAUUUGGCCAAAAGCAAUCCCAAAGUAGCAGAAAAGAGGACCUGCAUCUUGGCGAAUGCCAUCGGUGUGGCAGCUUUAGCUCUCCAGAUCCCGUGUGUGUGUGUUAUGAUUUCAGAGAUGGGUGAUAAACAAUGACAGGAGGAGAACAAACAGAAGACAGAAGGUUUGGGAGAAAUAUUGUUUGAAACACUGAGCCUCAGUACUAAAGAGAUGAAGGACCUCUGACGUUCCCCAGAUGGGGGAAUUCUGGGCCUCUGGCCCAUCCUGUGCACGCCCAGGGACUGCAGCACACCGUCUGGGCAGAGUUCCCACGGUGCCGCCCCAUCCAUUCAUAAAUGACACUCCGAGGCGCCAUGUUAGUGUCAAACAAUCUUCCAGCCAACCAGCGCUGAAGAGAUUUUAGAACCUUGUAACAUACAGUUUUUAAGAGCUAUAUAACAGCUUCCUUUUUACCUGGUUUUCCUUUUGGGCAUGAUGGUUUAACUUUUGCUUUAGAAGCAUAAGCUGUAAAUCUAAAAGGCACUUUUUUAAAAAGUAUAACAAAAAACUGGAUGUAAUAAAUAAGAUCACGGAAGGCUUUAUGUGAAAAAAUAAGUUGAAUGUUAUAGUAAAAAAAAGAUAUUUAUGUAUGUACAGUUUGCUAAAGCCAAGUUUUGUUUGUAUUGAUUUCUUUGCAUUUAUUAUAGAUACUAUAAAAUA